AUGGCUUCAAAAUGGAGGGCUACUCCAUCUUGGUAGUGUCACCCAGUAUAUGCAAGAUACUGGCAGCAUUAUCAUCAUGCAAUGCUUUGGAUGCGAAGCCACCAGAACGCCUACAGAAAGUUCAGGGAUUCCUAUUUCACUUCCCCAUGGUUCUUCCCUCAUGGAGUUCUUCCCUGGAACUCUCUUGCUUAUGAGGCUUGGCAUCCUUGGAACUCUCAAGGUCAGCACAUGGCAGAGCAGGAGUCUCCCUACAGUGUUUCCCAUCUCAAAAGCCCUGGGCAACCUCUGCAUAGCAGCAAUAGAACCCAGGCAUCCACAAGAGAAAACGAAGCACUGUGUGAAGAGGAAGAGCUGGAGUCGGAUUCAGAUGAUGAAGUGGAGUGCGACCUGAGCAAUAUGGAAAUCACCGAGGAGCUCCGCCAGUACUUCGAACAGACUGAGAAGCACAGAGAAGAGAGACGGCGACAGCAGCACCUGGACGCGGAGCGCCUGAAUGACUAUGUGAAUGCGGACCACGGCCUGUACUUCAACCACCACAGGUCAGUGGAGCCCCCAUCUGAGAAGCCCUGGGAGCGGCGCCAAGCAGAGAUGAGGCGCUUGUACGGGAACAGUGCUGCCAAGAUCCUGGCCAUGGAGGCCGCUAUGCAGAUGAGCUUUGACAAGCACUGUGACAGAAAGCAGCCGAAGUACUGGCCUGUCAUUCCCCUGAAGUUCUGAGUCCUGGGCACCAGGACCCUAGGCAAUGCCUCACAGUUCCUAGCCUUUCCCUCUUUAUCUCUCCUGUACAUUUUUUUCAGAGAAAAAGGCC
This is a messenger RNA of Grammomys surdaster, 808 nucleotides long. RefSeq names its product gem-associated protein 8-like. Gene Ontology annotation, biological process: spliceosomal snRNP assembly. The transcript has a single exon. Gene Ontology annotation, cellular component: SMN complex. The record is from RefSeq and is a predicted model, not a curated record. Lineage: Eukaryota; Metazoa; Chordata; Mammalia; Rodentia; Muridae.